Molecule: messenger RNA, 783 nt
Organism: Botrytis sinoallii
Lineage: Eukaryota; Fungi; Ascomycota; Leotiomycetes; Helotiales; Sclerotiniaceae
Exons: 1
Coding region: 1-783 (260 amino acids)
Source: RefSeq, a predicted model, not a curated record
AUGGCUUCAGCAACGACCCGACAGGAUACCUUCCAUCCAUUUCCAAGAAUCCCCCUCGAGCUUCGUCUUGAUAUAUGGAGAUUAUCGUUCCCUGGACCCCGGUUGACCCGCAUCUUCUUUAUCGAGGGUCAUUUCAUGAGCAAUGCCACCAUUCCUACUGGCCUUCACGUCUGCAAAGAAUCACGAGAUGAGACUCUGAGAUUCUACAAGCUUUGCUUUGCUGCGGAACCUUCGAACGCCCGUAUAUACUUCAACGUUGACUGCGAUGUUCCACACCUUAAAGCUGAUCCUUUGGAUUCGUACUUUUAUGAAUUACACGAUGUAUAUACAGGUGGUAUGGACUUCCCUGCAAACAUAUCAUACCUGAGACUGUUUAGUAAAGCUCAUGCCGCGAUCAGAAACGAUAUGAAAGCUGUCUGCUUAGAAGGUUGUAGGCACGUUGCCCCUGAAUACGAAGGUCGUCCCAUGCGCUUGUUUGGGCCAAAUUGCCGGGUGUUUGACUUCCAUGGAAUUUACUUUGAUACGCCAAAUUUGUAUUACGGCGAGACUUCGCAAUUUGGCUUGCGCGAACGGAUUGAAGAAGUAUUUGGCACUUCGAAGUUCACACACAUUGAUAGCCAUCCAUCAUAUUUUCGUGAUUACUGGUCACCAGCCCCUUACUCUCUGCCAUUGGAUUCUUUUGGUCCCCUCAUUGAACAAGUUUGGGCCGCGGAAUUUUAUGGAUUCAAUGACAUUGUCUGGCAGUUUAUUGAACAGAAGGUCAACACGACUCGUGAGGAAUAA